Messenger RNA from Eptesicus fuscus (big brown bat), 336 nucleotides. It is a transcript of the gene TAC3, whose product is annotated as tachykinin precursor 3. The coding region runs from base 1 to 336 and encodes 111 amino acids. The record is from RefSeq and is a predicted model, not a curated record. The transcript has 4 exons. Gene Ontology annotation, biological process: positive regulation of blood pressure; tachykinin receptor signaling pathway. NCBI's taxonomy places the organism in Eukaryota, Metazoa, Chordata, Mammalia, Chiroptera, Vespertilionidae.
AUGCGGAGCGCCCUGCUGUUGGCAGCCAUCCUGGCCCUCAGCCUGCCUCUCGGGGCCGUCUGUGAGGAGUCACCGGAGCAGGUGGUACCCAGUAGGGGCCGCAGGGAGAAGGCCCUGAGUAUCGAGGAGCUGCUCAAGGCGCUCACUAGCCACAACUCAGUCUCCGUGGUGGACGAACUGCUCAAAACUCUGAGCCAGGCGAGCAAGGGCGACAUGCACGACUUCUUCGUGGGACUCAUGGGCAAGAGGAACAGCCAGCCAGACACGCCUGCUGAUGGGACCCACGAGAGCGCCCCUCGCUUCGGCAGCCUCCAGUACCCCCCCAACGUGGAAUGA